Messenger RNA from Thermothielavioides terrestris NRRL 8126, 1143 nucleotides. RefSeq lists its product as uncharacterized. Bases 1 to 1143 code for a protein of 380 amino acids. NCBI's taxonomy places the organism in Eukaryota, Fungi, Ascomycota, Sordariomycetes, Sordariales, Chaetomiaceae. The transcript has a single exon. The record is from RefSeq and is a predicted model, not a curated record.
AUGUACUUCUCACCAAGCGGACCGUACCGGUCACUUCCCUCGCCCCCCUCGACAAGCGGGUUCGUGGACGACUGCAUUGUCGCCGCGAGGAUUAACUCGGACCGUGAACCCCCUCGAGAUCUAAGUCCAGACGCCACACCAGCAGUAUUCGACUGGCUGACCCCGCGGACGGACUCCUUCGUAACCCUGCGCGACACGAGCGAGAUCGAGCCGGCCUACUGGCGCUGCAGCAACCCGAGCUGCAACCCCGACGGCGAGCAAGGAUGGCUGCGGCCGAUCCCGCACACCACCGUGCUGGAGCAGACACGCCUCCCCGGCCUCAGGUCGACGCAGAUCAAGAACCGCUACCGCUCACGCCUGGGCUUUCUCGAGGAGCACCCGCCGUCCGGCCCGCCGGCGCCGCUCAACGGCAGCGUCCCGAUGCCCGCCUCCGAGCCGGUGCCAGUCCUCGACUACGCCUCCCCGCCGCCGAGCGCCCCGCCCUGCCAGUGCAUGCAGAACCACACCAGCAUCGUGUACAACACCUACAAGCAACCCAUCGGCCUGGUCGGCGGCCUGAGCCUGCAGCCUGAGCGCCUGCGCGCCGCCGGCUGGUCGUGCGGCGCGCACUACGCGGAGCUGCCGCCGCGCUCACUCGACCCGGCCGAGGGCGGCUGCCCGCGCUGCCCGCUGGAGCGGCAGCUCACGGGCCCGACAACCGAGUGCUUCGUCGUCAACGCCUGGGGCGAGCUUCUGCUGUUCGUCGAUCCGGAGCGCUACGUGGACGCGGCCGCGUGGCUCGACCAGCCGCACCUGCAGCUGCAGCUGCAGCUGCCGCCGGCGGCCCUCGCAGUGACGCUGCCCUACGUCGGCGCCUACCCUCACGAAGCGCGCGGCCCGCUUUCUGACCACCUCCAGCAUCUCGCCGGUCUGCAGCAGUUGCUGGUGGUCGCCCGGCCCGCUGGGAAGUUUGUGCGGCGCCUGGCGAGGCUCCUGCCGGUCGAGAUGGCGGGGCGGUUGCAGGCUAUCCUUGCCGAGGACGCGAGAUACUUGCUGCUGCGCAGGGUGAUACAGGUCGCAGACUUCCGAGAGGCGUGGUAUGCCCACCGGUUCCGUCGUUUUGAAUGGGAUCUGCCGUCGCCGGGGCCGGAGGACGGGGAGUGA